Populus euphratica (Euphrates poplar) is the source of this 1477-nucleotide messenger RNA. RefSeq names its product probable thiol methyltransferase 2. Bases 329 to 1237 code for a protein of 302 amino acids. NCBI's taxonomy places the organism in Eukaryota, Viridiplantae, Streptophyta, Magnoliopsida, Malpighiales, Salicaceae. The record is from RefSeq and is a predicted model, not a curated record. The transcript is spliced from 8 exons. Gene Ontology annotation, molecular function: S-adenosylmethionine-dependent methyltransferase activity.
CCUUAAUAAAGCAUCUGUUAAGAUAAUUGGGAAACAAAUUGAUGGGUUUGUCGACAUGCUAGAGAUUUCAAAGAAAAAGUGCAGACAAAAACUAAUGGAAGAAGAUGAGGAGAAGGUUAUUUUGGUGUGGUUAUUUUUCAAUGGUUCAUUCUAUUUUCUAGUGAGGUCUAGCCAUAGAAAAAAUACACAAUAUAUUAAAAUAUUAAAACUUAAAUUAGAACUAAAAAAACUUCAAAAAUUUUAAAAAACGAGAAUAUACCAAUAUCAAAUAAGCAAUUUUGAUGGACCCAUCCUUGAACCAUAGUUUGAAAAGGACAAUUAAACGGCAAUGUUUAUGGUUGAGAAACCUUUUAUUAGUAUGAGGCUCCUCUCCUCCGUCUCUUGGGUCCCAUUCUCAGUGGCAUCAUCAACGCCAAAAGCAGCUGCUCCAUACAUGCAAGUGUGGAUUGGCGCCACAAAUCUGAGGAUGGACAAGAAGGGAGAAGAAGGAAAGGAACCGAGUGCAAUGGCGAGAGAGGCCAUUGUUGAAUUCAUGCCUGAGGUUCAUCAAAUGCAACAACUCGUAGCCACCGAGACGUCUGGCGGUUGGGAGAAAUGUUGGGAGCAGGGAUUGACGCCAUGGGAUUUAGGACGCCCAACACCUAUCAUCUUACAUCUUCAUCAGACAGGUGCCCUUCCUAAGGGAAGGGCUUUAGUCCCUGGAUGUGGCUCUGGUUAUGAUGUGGUAGCAAUGGCAUGCUCCGAACGCCAUGUUGUUGGAUUGGACUUCUCGCACACCGCUAUUGAGAAAGCAAUAGAGUUGUCUUCCUCAUUACCAAAUUCAAGUUACUUUACAUUCUUGAAGGCAGACUUCUUCACUUGGCAUCCACCUGAGCUAUUUGAUCUUAUUUUCGAUUACACGUUCUUCUGUGCUAUCAAACCAGAGAUGAGAUCAAAAUGGGCAUGCAAAGUUCAAGAAAUGUUGAAACCUGAUGGAGAGCUCUUAACACUGAUUUUUCCGAUCAGUGAUCAUGUUGGUGGGCCUCCGUAUAAAGUAUCAGUCUCCGACUAUGAAGAGGCGUUGCAUCCCUUGGGCUUCAAGGCAGUAAUCAUUGUUGAUAACGAACUUGCUAUCGGAGCUCGCAAGGGAAGAGAGAAAUUUGGGAGAUGGAGGAGGGAUACAAACACUCUUGAUGCACGAUCCUCAUUUCUUCGGGAGGAGGGCACAUUGAGCAUCAUCAUGAAUGAUGGUUUCUGAAGGAGUUGAAUCGCCAUCUCCUUGCUGUACAAGAUUCACUCCCAUCAUUGACUUGAAUCCUCUGGGAUUAUAUUCGCAUGUGAAUGUCUGUUCUAUCAUUUACAAGUGAAGAAUAAUAUCAAACUUGAAGAAUAAUAUGAUGAAUGCCUGUUCUUUACAUUGAUUUAAGCGGUGCAAUACCAAACCAAGAUUAUUGAUGACAUUAAUCAUAAGAAAAUAUAUUGAUGCAAUAUUAUUCAA